This is a messenger RNA of Marchantia polymorpha subsp. ruderalis, 2876 nucleotides long. The record is from the annotation of a GenBank genome assembly. Lineage: Eukaryota; Viridiplantae; Streptophyta; Marchantiopsida; Marchantiales; Marchantiaceae.
GUGGAUGUACGUAUUCUAUCUGGAGCAAGUGCUUUUCAGUACAUGUCAGUUGCAUUUCUUGCAUCUUCUGUUGAGGUGCGAACCGAAUCCAAAGUAGCUCACUCGACGAGUGACGACGACUCUGAGGCUGGAGGGGGUGGAGUGAGGCCAAUUUUGUUUUGGCCCACUUCGCACUUUCUCCAUGGUUUUUGUAACAGGCGAGGUCUGCGUUGCUUGAUAAGCUGAGAAGCCGAUUGGUGGUCCGUGGAGACUUGACACUGGGACGAGGGAUUGGCAGUUCGAGCAAUCAAUCGCUGAUUGCUGUUGGAGCGAGGACGAAUCGGAGCUUUGCACGGUUUCAUAAUGGCGAAGCUCCGUGAGACAUACGCUCCCAUGCCCACUACCGAGAGGGGUAGUGGGAUUCUGAUCUCUGGAGAUCCCAAGUCUAAUUACAUUGCUUACGCAAAUGGACGAUCCGUGCUACUCAGGAGCCUAGUCAACCCGCUGGAGGUGGAUGUGUACGGAGACCACGGAUAUAAUGUGACAGUGGCCAGAAUUUCGCCCAGUGGGCAGUGGGUUGCUUCAGGGGAUGUUUCUGGUACUGUGAGAAUCUGGGCCAGGGGAAACGAUCACAUUUUAAGAUUUGAGAUCAAGGCUCUCUCUGGAAGGAUUGACGAUCUGCAGUGGUCGGACGAUGGAGAGCGCAUUGCGGUCUGUGGUGAUGGGAAGGGAAAAACUUUUUUGCGAGCUUUCAUGUGGGAUUCCGGAUCCAAUGUCGGGGAGUUUGAUGGCCAUUCCAAGCGUGUCUUGUCCUGCUCUUUUAAACCAACCCGACCCUUCCGCAUUGCGAGCGGAGGAGAGGACUUCUUGGUGAACUACUAUGAGGGGCCACCGUUCCGCUUCAAAACAUCUCACAGGGAACAUUCGAAUUUUGUGAACUGUGUACGUUAUUCUCCUGAUGGUAACAAGUUCAUCACGGUUGGAUCAGAUAAGAAAGGAACCAUAUAUGACGGAAAGUCAGGUGAGAAAUUGGGAGAAUUGUCUGGGGAUGACGUACAUACUGGUAGCAUCUACGCAGCGAGCUGGAGUCGUGAUAGCAAGCAGGUACUCACAGUCUCAGCGGAUAAGACUGCAAAGUUAUGGAACAUCUCUGCGGAUGGAUCAGGAACUGUUACUACAACAUUUUCGCUUGAAGGCGAUGGAGGAGUAAGAGACAUGCAAGUGGGAUGUCUGUGGCUUAAUGACUAUCUUAUCUCGAUAUCUUUGGGUGGGAAGUUGAGUUAUUUGUCGCAGGCAAAUCCAACUCUUCCCCCAAAAGUCAUCUCAGGGCAUUUGAAAAGUAUCACAGCAAUAACACUGGCUACGAAUGGUGGCAAGACAGAGAUUAUUUCCAGCAGUUAUGACGCAGUUAUCAUAAGGUGGACAAUGGGCACUGGAUACCUGGGUCGGUUAGAAAUCGGAGAUCUCCUGCCAACAGUGAAGAAUUUAGUGAUCGCUGACCAGCAAGUUUAUCUCUAUGGUCUUGACAAGCAGAUAUGGACUGCAACCCUUGCCGAAGAAGAAUUGAAAGAUCUGGCUCCUCUGGAUUUAGGUGCGCAGCCAAAAAGUUUAGAUGCCGUUGUAACUCCGAAAGGAGAGCUCGCUCUGGUAAUUACAGACAAUGAGCUCGUCCUUUUACUGGGCUCAAAAAUCUUAUCGAAGACUCCUACAAAGUACACCGCAAAAGCUGGUGCAUUAUCUCCCAAUGGGACUGAAGCAGCUGUAGGUGGUGAAGAUGGAAAGGUUUACAUUUACAGCGUCCAGGGCGAUACGCUUUCCGAGGAAAACGUGUUGGAGAAGCAUCGCGUACCUGUUACAACUGUCAGAUUUUCACCCGACGGUACAAUGGUGGCUUCUGGAGAUCAAAGCAGGGAGGCUGUUGUUUGGAGCCGGGAGUCCGGAGAUUGGCAGGUAAAGGUGAAGAACAUGCUCUAUCACACUUCCCGCAUCACCGCAAUAGCCUGGUCUCCGGACAGUCUCCAAGUUGCAACAGGCUCAGUCGACACCAGCGUGUAUGUCUAUGACGUGACGCAAGUUGCAUCAACCCGGAAAGUCAUUAAAGGGGCUCAUUUAGGAGGUGUUUCCGCUCUCGCUUUUGUGGACGCACAAACGCUUGUGACUGGUGGAGAUGAUGCUUGCCUGCGCCUAUGGGACUUGUAAUUCAGGCUGUGAUAUACUCCAUGUUCAAAUCAUGACAUAACGAAAGUGUUCAAAUAGAAAUGUGUGUGGAACAUUCAUCCCGGUGGAGAUCAAGUUUUGCAAUUUGGCAGUACGUAUGGAUCUCUCGAAUAUCUUUUUGAGAGCGGAAGAAAAGUCGGCACCGGCUCGAGUGCGGAGUGAGAUUUCUCAACGUCUGGUUCACUGGUUUAACCGGAAUUUGAACCUGCAGGGUUUUUUUCUUGUUGUCAACUCGAGAGUUUUGUCAAUUCCCUCAUUGUGGUAUUGUUGGUGUUUGAUCGUUGAGAUUGUGUGUCGAGGGCAUUCAAAGACACGGUACAAUUGGCUGUAAGAAUCUACUGCUAUUUGAUAAAGCGUACGUGCACAUGGUUUUCUCAGGGGUAGGCAACAGAAAUAGUUUGGUGUCAAGGGUUUUUUGUUCCUUACGGCAACCAUCAAAACCCGCAAUGUUUCAGCCUCCAUUUAUAUUGUUACGGUGGCUGAAGCCAGCACCCUCUAGUUGGUGCUCAAGAUCUAAUAGCCAGAUAUAACCACCAGAAGCUGAUGUGUUGUCGGCUCUGAGUAAUUUGGGAGCUGAUCCAAGGCUCCAGGAUCUUCAUUCAGUAAAUGUAAACAAGAUGUAGAUCCCAGAACGGGCAUGCUUCGUUCAUUGUUGGAGAAAGUAGAUGGUCUCUUUCACU